UAGGUUGCUUUUCUUUGGAACUUCUAUGGCGAACAACAAUCAGUACCUUCUGAUAAUCUUCAUGUUAUUAGAUGUUUGCCUAAUCUGUGGCAACUCCUCAGCUGUUGGUGAAGAUGGAACCGGAAGAAAAUCACAGCAAAUGGUAAAUGUGGGCGUAAUUCUUGACCUGGGUACUCCGGUUGGAAAGACAGCUCAACGCUGCAUAUCAAUGGCACUCUCGGAAUUCUAUGCUAGAAAUGCCAACUAUCGAACAAAGCUGAAUCUUACCGUGAAGGAUUCUAGGAAUGAUGUUGUUUCUGCAGCAUCAGCAGCUUUAGAAUUGCUAAAUAAUGAAGAGGUGCAAGCUAUUAUAGGUCCCCAAACAUCAAACCAAGCUAAGUUUGUCACAAGUCUUGGAGAGAAAGCACAGAUCCCCAUUAUCUCGUUUUCAGCCACAAGCCCUUCUUUGUCUCCAACUAUGAACCGUUUCUUCAUCAGGACAGCUCUGGAUGACUCUUUUCAAGUAAAAGCCAUCACAUCCAUUGUUAAAGCAUAUGGGUGGCAUGAAGUUGUUCUUAUAUAUGAAGACACAGAAUAUGGAAAUGGUUUGAUUCCCUAUAUAAUUGAUGCCUUUCAACAAAUUGACACCAGGGUUCCUUACAGAAGUGUCAUUUCCCCAUCAUCCAGUCGCUUAAACAUUUUGAGAAAGCUUAACAAGUUAAUGGCAAUGGAGACGAGGGUAUUCUUGGUGCACAUGACUCCUUCACUUGGUUCUAAACUCUUUGUACUUGCAAAAGAUGCAGGCAUGAUGAGUGAAGGGUAUGCUUGGAUCAUAACUGAUGGAUUAUCAUCUGUGUUACAUCCACUGGAGGGAAAUGUCAUUGAUUCAAUGGAAGGUGUGGUGGGCGUAACGCCCUAUGUACCAAUGUCAACAGGUCUUGAUGACUUUGAGAUGAGAUGGAAACAAAGCACUAUUGGGACUACAAAGCAGACUCAUUCUAAGAUAAGCAUAUUUGGCUUAUGGGCUUAUGACACAGUUUGGGCAUUAGCUAAGGCUGUAGAACUCGUUGAGUUGCAGGCAAAUUAUUCCAGUGCUUUAAAGAACAAUAAUAAAGGGAAAAGCUCAGGUGGAAUAUUGAGCCAAAUUGGUGUGUCUAAAUCAGGUCCAAGGCUUCUCCAAACAUUGCUGAGGACCAGAUUUGAAGGCUUAAGUGGAAGAUUUAGAUUGAUUGAUCAACAAUUUCAACCUGCAGCCUUCAAAAUUUUCAAUGUGAUAGGUAAGAGGGAGAGAGUGAUUGGAUAUUGGACCCCCAACAAAGAAUCAUUUGAUGAUUUAGUUCAAUCUGGUAUGUUAACAAAUUACUCGAGUACUUCGAUUGCCAUAGAUGAUCAUCGUGAGUUUAUCAUUAAAGUACCUAUAUGGCCUGGAAACACCAGUACUCCACCAAAGGGUUGGGAUAUACCUGUAACUGGUAAAAAGUUGAGGAUUGGUGUACCUGUAACAUCUGACAGUUAUAAUGAAUUUAUGAAGAUAAAAUGGUUCCCUCACACCAAUGAGCCUAAGAGCUUCUCAGGGUUCUCGUAUGAUGUUUUCCUUGCAGCCUUAGAAAGAGUGCCAUUUGCACUUCCACACAAGUUCAUUCCAUUCACCAAUGUUUCAUCAAGAGAGGCUGCAGGGACUUAUGACGAUCUUCUUUACCAGAUUAAGUUGAAUGCGUACGGAUGGUGGUGAAAGUUAAAGAUGACCAAAGAAGGAAUAUGUGGAUUUUCCUAAAACCUCUUAGUUGGGAUCUUUGGUUGACAACUGGGGGUGCCUUCAUUUUUACAGCUGUUGUAGUAUGGGUCUUGGAACACAAUCAAAACACAGAGUUCAAGGGUUCACGACAGCAACAAGUUGGCACAACUCUAUGGUUUUCUUUUUCAACUCUUGUUUUUGCACACAAGGAGAGGGUGGUGAGCAAUUGGACAAGAUUUGUGCUGAUCAUAUGGAUUUUUGUGGUACUCAUCCUAACACAGAGUUACACUGCAAGCUUAGCGUCACUGCUAACUGUAGAAAGGUUGCAGCCUGCAGUUGUUGAUAUAAAUGAACUCAGACGUAAUGGUGAUUAUGUUGGAUACCAAACGAAUUCCUUUGUACGAGAGCUUUUAACAAGAGAAUUGAAGUUUGAGGAGAACAGGCUAAAGAAUUAUAGAGUUAUGGAGGAUUAUCAUAAAGCAUUGUCUCAAGGAAGCAAAAAUGGUGGUGUUGAUGCUAUUUUCGACGAAAUCCCCUACGUGAAGCUCUUCCUCGCCAAGUAUUCUGCUGGAUACACUAUGGUUGGACCAACCUACAAAACUGACGGAUUUGGCUUUGCCUUCCCACUAGGCUCCCCUCUUGUUGCUUACUUUUCGAGGGCAAUCUUGAAAGUGACUCAAGAUCAUGAGACAAUGGAACAACUGCAACGGAAGUAUUUCCCAGAUGAAUCCAAAUGUCAAGAUAAGAGUUCCACAUUCUCUUCAGAAAAUCCAAGUCUAAGCGUGUACAGCUUUGCAGGCCUGUUCCUCACCACAGCGGUCAUUUCAAUUUCUUCAUGCU
This is a messenger RNA of Rosa chinensis, 2554 nucleotides long. Its product is annotated as glutamate receptor 2.1. The record is from RefSeq and is a predicted model, not a curated record. The transcript has 5 exons. Gene Ontology annotation, biological process: G protein-coupled receptor signaling pathway. Gene Ontology annotation, cellular component: membrane. Bases 26 to 1711 code for a protein of 561 amino acids. Lineage: Eukaryota; Viridiplantae; Streptophyta; Magnoliopsida; Rosales; Rosaceae. Gene Ontology annotation, molecular function: G protein-coupled receptor activity.